CAGCUGAGUUUGCUUAGUUGUCGACAAUUCUCGGGACGGGCGGGUCGAAAAAACGACACUCCAUCACGUGAGAGCAAUGGUUUCAUUAACAAAAGAGUAAAAGAGUAAUAAAAGUGUUACUUAUCGAGUGUAUUCCAAUCAUCUCAACGCUUACAAUUGGAUAUCCGUCAACUUAAACACUGGAACACAGAUUUAUUUGAAGAAAAUUAAUUAAACCAGCCUAAAGAUGACGGAAUAUUGGUUAAUAUCAGCUCCUGGUGAUAAAACAUGCCAACAAACAUGGGAAACAAUGAAUAAUUUGACGUCAAAACAACAAUCAUUGUCGUCUAAUUACAAAUUUCAUAUUCCUGAUCUAAAAGUUGGCACGCUAGAUCAAUUGGUAGGCUUGUCUGAUGAUCUGGGAAAGCUCGAUACAUUUGUCGAGCAGGUAACAAGAAAGGUUGCUGCUUAUUUGGGUGAAGUUUUGGAGGAUCAGAGGGAUAAACUUCAUGAAAAUCUUCAGGCAAAUAAUAGUCAAACAUCAAUGGAUGAUGAUACAACGAGCCCAGAAGGGUUGGAAGGGGGUCCGGACACCCCACCAAACACACCAGUAUCUCCAUCACAAAAGUCAACAUCAAAGGAUCAUCACAGGCCUUGGAAGGACUCGGAUCAAGAACCGACACUCACCUUAGGUCAGCAUCAUCAGCGUCAUCAACACCAAAACCAUCAUAGCCAUUGUUCCCAUCAUCAUGAGAACAAAGUCCAUCAUCCAAAUAGCGACAAAAAGUCAUACGCAUCCCAGGGUACCAAUGAAGCCCGAACGCCAAAUGAAUCUUCAAUUUAUUCGUGCUACCAAGUCCAUUGGUGUGCUACUUCCGCUUCUUCAUCACCAUCACCUUCCCCUAUACCAUCAAGUCCAUGUCCUUCCUACUCGUCAGACUGCAGCAGCGAUGCCUGUGAGCCAUCUAGAAGACGCGUGAGACGUCGUAAAAAAAGCAAAAAAUUACACCGAAAAGUAUCUACAAGUUCCAAAUCAUGUACGGACGACUACGAUCCAGAUGACGAUGAUGUUGCUGAGCAAAUUGAUGAAGAUGAAGAUGAUGACAUUAGUGGAAAUCUGCCUAAUCCAGGUGAUUUACCAACGUAUAUAACACGUUUUCAAUGGGACAUGGCUAAAUAUCCAAUAAAACAAUCGCUUAGAAAUAUUGCUGAUAUAAUCAGUAAACAAGUUGGUCAGAUUGAUACUGAUUUGAAGACUAAAUCCACUACGUAUAAUAAUUUAAAAGGGAGUCUUCAGAAUCUCGAGAAAAAACAGACAGGGAGUUUAUUAACACGUAAUCUUGCCGAUUUAGUGAGGAAAGAACACUUUAUUUUAGACAGUGAAUAUUUAUCAACUCUUCUGGUGAUUGUUCCUAAAUCAAGUUUUCACGAAUGGCAUGCAUAUUAUGAAAAAUUAACAGAUAUGAUUGUCCCACGAAGCACUCAAUUAAUAACUCAAGAUGCUGAAUAUGGAUUAUUUACUGUAACAUUAUUUAAAAAAGUUAUUGAAGAAUUUAAAUUACAUGCACGUGAGAAGAAGUUUAUUGUACGUGAUUUUACCUAUAAUGAAGAGGAAUUAGCUGCUGGUAAAAAUGAAAUUACCAAACUCGUCACAGAUAAGAAGAAACAAUUUGGUCCACUUGUUCGUUGGCUCAAAGUCAACUUUAGCGAAUGUUUUUGCGCUUGGAUUCAUGUCAAAGCUCUUCGAGUAUUUGUGGAAUCUGUUUUAAGAUACGGAUUGCCGGUUAAUUUUCAAGCUAUUUUAUUACAUCCGCAUAAAAAAUGUACGAAACGGUUGCGGGACGUUUUGAAUCAACUUUAUGCUCAUCUAGACUCAUCUGCAGCAUCAGGUGGUCAUUCAGGAAAUCAAGAUAGCGUUGAUAUUCCUGGUCUAGGAUUUGGUCAAAAUGAAUACUUUCCAUACGUUUAUUAUAAAAUAAAUGUUGAUAUGGUUGACAAUAAGGUGUAAAAGACAUAAAAAAAUGUUCAAAAUUAAGUUAAAUAAUACAAAACAACAAUUUAAUCAUGGAAAAUCGCACAAUUAACAAAUUGGUUAAUUGAUAAAUGGUCAUUAAUUAUCAUUAAUUACUGUUGAAUAAUAAUAUUCUGUGUUUAGAUCAAAACUAUCUCAUUUUUAUUGACAAAUUUAACAUUAAUGUAUUAAUUUAAUAACGUUGUACAUCAAUGAUAUGAAAAAAAAUUCAUCGAAAAAAGAGAUAGAAAUUUCUUGAAAUAAUAAUAUACUUUUCAGUGAUUGAUGUAAAUACAGAAAACAAUGAGAACGUUUGUUUUUUACGUCGGUUUGUUUUCUUCUGUAAAUAUUUUUGCGAGAAUUUAAAUAGAAC
Molecule: messenger RNA, 2363 nt
Organism: Chelonus insularis
Lineage: Eukaryota; Metazoa; Arthropoda; Insecta; Hymenoptera; Braconidae
Gene: Vha44
Product: V-type proton ATPase subunit Vha44
Exons: 7
Coding region: 227-1987 (586 amino acids)
Biological process (GO): proton transmembrane transport
Cellular component (GO): lysosomal membrane; vacuolar proton-transporting V-type ATPase, V1 domain
Molecular function (GO): proton-transporting ATPase activity, rotational mechanism
Source: RefSeq, a predicted model, not a curated record